Messenger RNA from Lactuca saligna, 426 nucleotides. The record is from the annotation of a GenBank genome assembly. Lineage: Eukaryota; Viridiplantae; Streptophyta; Magnoliopsida; Asterales; Asteraceae.
AUGUUUGGUUCGCAAAUUGACGCGUUUCAAGGCCACCAUAAAUGGCCCUGGACGAUUACCAAACGUCAGUUUGCGAAUAACUUACAUGCGUUAGCACGUGUUAUAACGUAUACAGUGGUACCAAUUGAUUUGAUCGGUCAUGAUCAACCGGUGGUGAUGGGAUUUGUGGGGAUGGCUAGUGGAUGCAUCAUGUUUAGCCAGUUGUUCCAUUCUUGGGCUCAUGGAACUAAAAGCAAGCUGCCGCCAGUAGUGGUGGUGCUGCAAGAUGCGGGAGUGUUGGUAUCCCGAUCGCAACACGCCGCCCACCACCGGCCACCUUAUAACAACAAUUACUGCAUUCUUGGUCUCCGGCCACGGUCAUGGAGUGAACCCAACUCCGAUUGGACGGAGGAGGCAGAGACUUUUUCAACAACUUCUCUGCCAUAA